Molecule: messenger RNA, 907 nt
Organism: Lingula anatina
Lineage: Eukaryota; Metazoa; Brachiopoda; Lingulata; Lingulida; Lingulidae
Product: putative methyltransferase DDB_G0268948
Molecular function (GO): S-adenosylmethionine-dependent methyltransferase activity
Source: RefSeq, a predicted model, not a curated record
GCAGUUUGUCUAGGGAUGGAACAAAAACACCUCGAUAUUCAUGUGAUAAACAAUCUAUAUGUCCAGGUGAAGUAGUAUCGAAGCAGUGGCAAUGGCCUACCGACGGUUUGAAGGCGUUGAUCACACCGCAAAAUACGCGAGAUAUAGACCUAUGUGGCCGAGCCAUGUUGUUGAACGAGUACUGAGUUACUUAGAGGAAAAGCUUCCCGCUCCUCACGACCGAGCAGUGGACGUGGGUUGUGGUUCAGGACAGUUCACACAACUCCUGGCCCCUCACUUUAACCACGUGACCGGAAUUGACGUCAGUGACAACCAGAUUCAAGAAGCGCGUAAAAUGAAUCAAUGUAAAAACAUACAGUAUAGUUCCGGUCCAGCUGAGACUCUGCCCCUAAAUGACCACUCUGUUGACCUAGUGACCAGUGCAAGUGCUGCCCACUGGUUUGACUUGGACAAGUUCUACACAGAGGUGGACAGGGUUCUAAAGCCAAAUGGGUGUGUAGCUCUACUAGGUUAUCCAGUUCGCAGAACCGCAGUGGAUGCCAACCCGAACGGUAUUUUGCUAACACAGCUCUUGAGUGACUUUGACAAACUGCUGGUCGAUGAAAAUUGCUGGGAGAAAGGGAACUUUAUCUCUCACGACGGAUACAAAGACCUUCUCUUUCCUUACUCAGAUUUUGUGAGGGACGACUGUCUGACUCUUGAGUACGAAGCAACACUAGACAAUUUCAUCGGUUAUCUCCGCUCUUGGAGUGGCUACAUCAAAUAUAUGGAGAAGUACCCAGAAAGCGGUAUACUAGAGACUUUACGGGAUAGCAUGCUGAAAACUUUGAACAUGACGUCAUCGGAAGCAAAGCUAAAUGUGAAGCAUAACGUCUUCAUUCUACUCGGACGAAAGCCAGGUCCUUGA